Babjeviella inositovora NRRL Y-12698 is the source of this 2746-nucleotide messenger RNA. RefSeq names its product translation initiation factor eIF3 subunit a (gene RPG1A). Gene Ontology annotation, biological process: formation of cytoplasmic translation initiation complex; translation reinitiation. The transcript has a single exon. Gene Ontology annotation, molecular function: mRNA binding; translation initiation factor activity. The record is from RefSeq and is a predicted model, not a curated record. Gene Ontology annotation, cellular component: eukaryotic translation initiation factor 3 complex, eIF3m; eukaryotic translation initiation factor 3 complex, eIF3e; multi-eIF complex. Bases 1 to 2601 code for a protein of 866 amino acids. NCBI's taxonomy places the organism in Eukaryota, Fungi, Ascomycota, Pichiomycetes, Serinales.
AUGGCGCCUUAUCACAACACCGUGAGACCGGACAAUGUCCUCAAACGUGCCGAAGACUUGGUUGCUGUCGGACAGACCGAAACGGCGCUCGAGACGCUCUACGAGUUGCUCACCUCCAAGCGUACCCGCGGCGUGGCCGUGGCGUCGCUCGAGCCGAUUGCGCUCAUGUUUGUGUCCCUCGCGGUCGAGCUCCGUAAGACCAAGAUCGUGAAGGACGGUUUGCACCAGUACAAGAAAAACGUGCAGGUUGCCGCCACCGGUUUGGCCUCUGUUGAGGUUGUGUGCCGCCACUUGCUUGAGUUGGCGGAAAAGCGCUUGGAACAGGCCCAGGCCACCGCCGACAAGUCCGCUCUUGAUGCUGAGGACGAUUUGGAGGCUGUGGAGUCGCCAGAAGACAUCUUGCUCGCCGCUGUGUCCAACGAGCAGUCGCGCGACCGCUCCGACCGGGAAGUGGUCACUCCGUGGAUGCGCUUCCUCUGGGAGGGCUACCGCACGGUGCUCGACAUUUUGCGUAACAACUCCAAGUUGGAGGUGGGUUACGCCGCCGCAGUCAACCAAGCCUUCGGGUUUGCCGUCCGCAACAGCCGUAAGACCGAGUUCAGACGUCUUUGCGAGAUGUUGCGCAUGCACAUCCAGACUGCCAACCUCCAACAGAAGGGCGUGCAGUUGAACACCAUCGACCUUGCCGACCCUGAAACCAUCCAGCGCUACCUCGAUCUCCGCUUCACGCAGUUGACCCACGCGGUCCGCUUGGAGUUGUGGCAGGAGGCCUUCCGUUCGGUCGAAGAUGUUCACCAUUUGAUCACCUUGUCCAAGCGUCAGCCAAAGCCGCACAUGAUGCUCACCUACUACGAGAACCUUGCGCGCAUCUUUCUUGUCUCCGACAACUACCUCUUCCACGCUGCCGCCUGGUACCGCUACUACAACUUGUACACGCAGCACCCACACGCGACGACGGCCGAACUCUCGCGCUUUGCCACUCGCUUCUUGUUGGCCGCGUUGACCAUCCCUGCGCAAGAAACCGGUGAUGACGCCAAGAACAACAAACUUGCCGCGUUGUUGAACUUGCCUAAGGUGCCAACUAGAGCAUCGUUGCUCGCCGCUGCCGUUAGCAGAGAACUCGUCGAGAUUGCCGAGCCAUCUAUCGUGCAGUUGUACCGGGUGUUGGAGUCCGACUUCUCACCGCUCACCGCGCGCAAGGAGCUUGCCGGCUCUUUUGCCACGAUUGAGGCCCACUUCCCAGCCUACGUCCAACCGUUGUCCGCAAUCGUGCUCUCCAAGUUGUUUACCCAGGUCUCCAAGGUUUACGAGUCCGUCAAGCUCGAGUACUUGAUCAAGUUGACCGCGUUCGAAGGCGCUUUUGCGCUCACCGCGUUUGAGGUAGAAUUGGCCUUGGUCAAGAUUGCCCGCGAUGGUGCCCUAACCCUCAAGAUCGACCACGAUUCCAGGGUCGUCACCUUUGUGUCUGAGCCGUACACCGAGUCUGUGGAGGUUCCUUCCUUGCAGUCAUCCCCAGCCGAGUUGAUUAAGACCCAGUUGGCCAGGUUGACAAAGACCUUGAUGUCCUCCAUCGCUAUUAUUGACCCAUCCGUUGAGGUCAGAGCCAAGGAGGCUGAGGCCGCUGCCAUCACCCGUGCCGCCGCCAACAUCCAACAGGAGAGAGCCGCUUUGGUACAGCGUCGCGAGAUCCUCGAGGACCGCAAGCGCUCCACUGACAAGCAGAAGCGUGAGCGUGAUGCCGAGGCUGAGAAGAAGCGUAAGGAGCAGGCACUCGCCGAGCAGAAGGCCGAACAGGAGAGACAGGAGGCUGAGACCGUCCGUCGCGCACGCGAAAAGAUGGAGAGGGAGAAGGAUGCCAUCCGCGCGAACGAAAAGAAAAAAUUGGCCGAGGAAAUUAACGCCAAGGGGAUCAUCAAGAUCGACGUUGAAAAGUUGGAGGAGCUUGACUCCGAAAAGUUGCGCCUCAUGCAGGUCGAGCAGUUGGCCAAGGACAAGAACGAGAUGGAGGAGAAGUUGAAGAGCCUUGCCAAGAGAAUGGAUCACAUCGAACGUGCCUAUAGACGCUACGAGUUACCGUUAUUGGAACAAGACAAGGAAACGCAAAAGGAAACUGAUUUCACAACCUACCAGGAAAUGAAGACCAAGAUCAUCUCCAAGGCCAAGAAAGAACACGAGGAAGCUGUCGUUGUGCGCGACCGUUUGGCCAGAGUUGUCCCAGACUUUACUAAGUUCCGCGUCUCCAUCGAUAUCGCUAACAAGGAGAAGCUUGCGGAGGCGCAGCGCACGGCCCAGAUCCACUUGGCCAAUGCCAAGCAGGCCCGUAUCGACGAGUACAAGCAGCAGAAGCUUGCGGAGUUGCAGGCCCAACAGGCCAUUGCCCAGAAAGCCGAGGCCGAUGCUGCCAGAGAGGAGAAGUUGAGACAGCAAGCCGAGUUACAGAGAGAGCGUGAAGCCGAGGUGGAGAGAACUCUCCGCGAGAGAAGAGCCGCUGCAUCUGCGCCGCUCCGUGCACCAGUGCCAGUUGCCGAGGCUGCUCCAGACUUGAGCAAGAUGAGUUUUGCCGAGAAGAUGAAGUUGAAGAGAGCGCAGAGCGGACGUUAAGCGUUGAGCCGAAGGCGGAAUGCAUCCAUGCAAAGUGUGGUAUUUAUUGAUCCGAAGGACGAUAUGUACCCGGUUUAAGUGAUGCCGGCUGUGUUUCCUUAAAACCAGGAUCCUGUUGCGGAUGCAAUAUUUGUUAGACGUUAUA